CGAAACCUCCCUGACAGAGCGGUCCCCCUCGAACGCGCACGCGCCCAACAAAAAUUCAAAACGUAAAAAAACCCCCCGUAAACCAAAAGUUAGCUCACGAAACCCGAGGAAAAAAAUCAAAGUUUGGUGCACCGCCUGUGUUUCGUUAAUUCAAAAGGACUCUCCAACGAAUUGAAUUAUGAAGUACGUGGCAGUAGUACUGUGCGCCGUGGCGCUGCACCAGGUGUUGUCGAUGCCAGUUGCCGAGCAGGAGCCCCUGCCAGUGGUGCCCCUGGAGAGUCAGCAGGUCUUGAGGCGAGAGACAAGUGAGACGGUGAGCGAGCACAAGGAGGGCGAGACACCGGAGGAGCAUGCGGCACAUCAGGAGGCAGCAGCGAGACACGUUGACGAAGCUAAACCUGAACUUGAGGAAUCUGUGAAAUCUGCUGAAACGAUCACAAUUGAGGAGGUAGUCGAGCUGAAGGAGGAACCGAAGAGCCCUCAAGCCCAGGAGGUGCGAUCAGCCCCGGUGGAGGUACCCGAAGUGCCGGUUGUAGCUGCGACUCCGGCCGAAUCUAAGGCCGAAGCCGUCCCUGAAGUUAAGAGUGUGCCAGUAGAAGAACCAGUGGUAGACGAAAAAGUCGAUGAACCUAAGCCCGUGGAGCAAACAGCCCCUGUCCAGGAGUCAACACCAGCCGUGAAAUCCGAAGCCCCUGUGGAAUCGACCGUCCCUGUUACAUCAGACACAGUUCCAGUCGAAGAGAAAACGCCUGAGGCUGUUAUCAGCGAGGAGGCUAAACCCGUUGAGGAGAAGAAAGAAGUCAAACCCGAGAACACAGACCGCGUGACCCGUGGAACUGAGGAUGCCAAACAAACAGAGACACCGGUGUCAGCUCCAGUUGAGCCAGUAACAGUUCCAGAAGUAGCUGCCACUGUAUCUGAAUCAGAGAAGAAGGAGGAAGAGAAGAAGCCAGAGGAGGAGAAGAAGAUUGAGGCGGUCGAGGCGGAGAAGAAGGAGGAGGAGAAGAAGCCAGAGGCCGAGACCACACCAGCAGUUGAAGGCAAACCAGAAGAAAAACCAGAACUCAAAUCUGAAAUCAAAGAGGAGCCAGUGGUGGCAGCAACAGAGGCUGUAGAAGAGCCAAAGAAGGACGGCGAGAAGGAAGUAGCUGUUCCCAUUCAGGGAAAAUCAGACGAGCCAAUAGUCGAGGCCAAGAGAUCAGCUGACGAGAAGAUUGAGGCAGCUGAGAACAAGUCAGUGGACAAGGCACCCCAGGCCAAGUCUGAGGACAUCAUUGAAGCUCAACCUGAGGCCGCUAAGGAGGCAGUCCCAGAGCCCCAAAAACCAGCUCAAGAGGCUGUAGAAGCUGCCAAGGAGGAGAAGAAAGAAGAGAGCAGCGCUGAGGACAAAUCGAGCGAAGAAUCCCUCGAGAAGAAACAAGCCGAGGCUAAAUCAGCUGUUACCAGCUCAUCGGAGGAGUCAAAGGAGGACAAAAAGGAGGAGAACAAGGCUGAGGAACUACCCAAACCCCAGGAGCUCGGAGAGAAGCAGGAAUGAUCCUUCUGUACUCACCCCUCAAGCAAAAAUCAUCAGAAGAAAAUAUUUUUUAUUAAUUCUCCAUCCAACUCAAAAUGUGUGAUUGAUACUUGUUACGAUUGCUUUACAUGAAUGACUCUCAUUAUGAGACAAGAGUACGAAUGUAUUCACUUGACUGAUUGAACAUUUUUUUUCUUUUUCCUUUAUAAACGAGAGAAUGUGAAACAAUUCCUUUCUUGUUUGAAUAAUUUUUCAUCGUGAAGAAUUUGAGAGAUUGUCACGACGAGACGUCUUGCCACUCUCCCUGGCGCGAUACGACCUCGGGUAAGAGAAUUUUUUUUCUUUUCAAAUGGUGAAAUAAUUUUCUUUAUUAUAAAAUUAAUCGUUUAACCGAGCUCGAACCACUCGGGAUGGUGGCAUUUUUGCGAAUUAUAUUUUGUCGCUCUUCGUCACAAUUUUUCCUUAUGCUGUAAUUUUUUUUUUCCGAUAUAAUUUUUAUCCAAGAAUCCAUUUUCUUCGCAUCCCCCUUCACCCCUCCAAACUUCCUUCAAAUCCAUCCUCCGAACAUUUUGUUCCUCUAGAUGUUAUGUGUCAUGACUAUUGAAAAUAUUAUUUUACAUUUAGAUGAGAAAAAUAAAGUGGAAAAAUGAAAAAAAACGAAUGGAUCAGUAGUACUAUAUUUUAUUAUAUUAAUAUUGAUCAAUGAUUUGUAUUAUUGAGAUAUCAGAAACAUCGUUACUGUAAUAAUAAUUGUGUAUUAUUAUAAA
Molecule: messenger RNA, 2283 nt
Organism: Diachasma alloeum
Lineage: Eukaryota; Metazoa; Arthropoda; Insecta; Hymenoptera; Braconidae
Gene: bnb
Product: neurofilament heavy polypeptide
Exons: 3
Coding region: 179-1537 (452 amino acids)
Source: RefSeq, a predicted model, not a curated record